GAACAGGCCGAUUCGGGGUCAGAGGUCAAUAGAACUACAUGUACAGCAUCAGAGGUAUUUUCAUUCGACAUCCAUGCGUACGUUGCGGUGUGACUGACUUGAGUCGGGACUGACUGCUUGGCCUACCUGGCCUUCGCCUGACCUUCACGUCCACAAGUGCUCGGAGCGGCUCACAGUGGAAUUUGACUCUAUAGCUAUACUCUAACCGGAAACGCCACGUGUCACUGUCACUGAGUCUUCCUUACCGAUCGCAGGGGUUCAGGUCCACUCAUGGCGUUAAGAGAUCAGACAGGAACAACUGCAGGAACAACUGCAAGAACAACUUUGCCAAGCAGGGGAGAGAUGACGGCCUUUUUAGAUGUCAUAAACGACCUCAUUACAGAAUGUACCGCAAAGCAAUCUACGCAGAGCAGUCAUGAAAUCGCCUACAUCCAAAGCAGACUUGAAUCUGCAAUUAGAAAUGUUGCUGUGAUCGCUUCCAGUGUAUCUGCUGCCAUGCGUGAUACUUGGAGUCCACAUUUGGAACAAGUAUUUGCAGCCUGUGAGCUUCUGCAAAAUGAUUUAGAGCAAAUGUAUGUAUUUUACUCUAAGAAAGGAGAGGAGGUGGACUCCUAUCGAUACAGAGUUUCAGAGGAGUACAGCGGGGGCAGACCAAGAAAGCAUAUCACGGUACAACAGAUUGAAUAUCUCCGUGAACUUGGAUUCACUUGGUUGAAAAUAGCUGAGCUAUUAGGCGUCUCCUUUAGUACCAUAAAGAGGCGACAGCAAGAGUUUUCAUGUAGAGAAAGAAGCAAGUAUUCAGAUGUCACGGAUGAGGACCUGGACAGAACAAUUAUUGGUCUGAAAAGAGUUUUGCCAAAUCAUGGCGAAAAUUACCUUUGGGGUCUACUAAAGUCUCUGGGAAUAUUUGUACCCAGGCAAAGGCUUCGCGACUCAAUUCAUCGAGUGGACCCCAUAAACACUGCCCUGCGCUGGUUUUUAACCACAUGUCGCAGAUCAUAUUAUGUGCCCUCUCCGAAUGCCCUAUGGCACAUCGACAGCCACAUGAAACUCAUAAGAUGGGGGUUUGUCUUUCAUGGAGGCAUUGAUGGUUACUCAAGAACAAUUGUGUAUCUGGAAUGCAGCAACAACAACAAGUCUGCCACAGUUUACAACGCGUUUCGUGCGGCAGUUGCCAAGUGGGGUGUGCCAGCUCGGGUACGGUCAGACUAUGGCAUGGAAAACACCAAAGUGGCACUGUACAUGCUGAUAAAGCGAGGCGUGGAAAAGAAUCCCUUCUUGACGGGAAAAUCAACCCACAACCAGAGAAUCGAGCGUCUGUGGCGAGAAGUGCACCGCUGCAUAGUAGAGGUCUGGCGCUCAUUUUUCCACUACAUGGAAUUCGAGGGAAUGCUUGACCCCUCCAAUCCCCUACACUUGUUCUGUCUGCACUUUGUGUUCUGUCCAAGAAUAAACAUGACAGUCAAUGCAUUUGUCGAAGGCUUCAAUGCCCACAAACUCAGAACAGCCAACAACUUGUCGCCACAGCAAUUGUGGGUGGAAGGUACGUUGAAACUGUGGAACUCAGGUAGAUCAGCCAUAAAGAACAUUCUUGAGGCGCCAGUUGAUCCCCAGACCUACGGCGUUGACUGGGAGGGGCCUGUUCCGGAACUGCAGGACAACAACAUUGAUGUCCCAAGCGGUCUGGAUGUGUCUGAAGAGCAACAAAGAAUCCUGCAAGCACACAUUAAUCCUUUGGACUUUGUUGACAUUUAUGAUACCUUACAAUAUGUACAGGCUCUACGCAUCAUGGCCCAUAUGAUGCAAGGAUGAUUGGCACCAGGUGCUUCAAUAUGAGGGGGGGGGGCAACUUAGUACUUGAAAUGAAUGACUGUCUGAAUGAACAGUUCUGAACAUUACAAGAUAAUUUAAUUUAAGUGUAUAUAGAUAUAUGAUUAUUUUGAAUACCAUGAACCUGGCUUAUGUCUUAUAAACAUUUUAGGCCAAAGUGCAAACUAGUAUUUACCUCCAAGGAAGAUAAAGACAGUUUGUGUGCUGUUUUAGGGGGGACUAGCAGUGCUGCAUGUUUUGUAACUUAAGACAGUUGUCACAAUGACUUAUUUGUAUUAUGAAGCAUGGCUGAAUAUCUGUUUUUUUCCCAUACUUUUGUGUAUAUUAGACAUCCAGGGACUUCAUUGAUAUAAAAAGAGUUGAAUCUUUACCUCUGGAUAAUUUAUUAUAAACAGAUGUUUCGGGGGUCCAUCUAACCCUCUUCAUUUUUAAUGUUUAUUGUACAGCUAGUCAUGUUUUUUCCUUUGUAAAUAUUUACUUUAAUUUGAUACAAAGUGCCUUAUUGUGACCUAGCCAGGAAGCAAAUAGAGAUCUUUGCGGCAAUUUUAAUGGUACAAUACAUGUACUAUUAAGGCCACACCAAUUUAAUUUGUUGGUUCUCGGAUUUUUUCAGGAAAAAUAUGAAGCGAC
Molecule: messenger RNA, 2460 nt
Organism: Branchiostoma belcheri (Belcher's lancelet)
Lineage: Eukaryota; Metazoa; Chordata; Leptocardii; Amphioxiformes; Branchiostomatidae
Exons: 2
Coding region: 271-1812 (513 amino acids)
Biological process (GO): DNA integration
Molecular function (GO): nucleic acid binding
Source: RefSeq, a predicted model, not a curated record